UUGUGUUACCUAGACUUUUUAAGAUAUGAACGUUAAGAACCAGAUGGAUCAGUUAGAGCAGCAAAUACAAGAAGCUCAGCAAAGGUAUUCAAGUGCACAGGGGUGGUUAAACGAAGAAAAUCAAAGGACUAGUGAAAACAUGAAGCGUGCCAUUUCGAUCAGUCGGAAAAUUCAAGCUUGUCGAGAAAAACUGCGAGAAACGAACGAGGCAUGCCGAACUAAGGCUGAAAAACUACAGCUUGCUUACAAAAACAUCGAAUUUCACGGGCUGAUUGUUGAGAUAAGAGAAGGGCUAAAGAGAGCUAUAGAGUUGACAUCAAGAGCAGAGAGGAAGAUGGUUAAAGUAGCACACGAAUUGGAGAGCAUGAACGAAGAGAGAUAUAACGAAACUGGAGUUGAUAACAACAACAAUGCCAAAGAAUUUGGAGAAAUGGAAACUUUUGGCUCAAGAAGGGCUCCAUUAGAGGCAUUAAGGAAUGAAUUUUUCGAUUCUCAGCUCAAAGAAUUUCUAAUAUUGAGAAAGAAAGUCGACGCGAUCAAUACGGAAAUUGAGAUUGUCGACGAUAAGUUUGCCGUGUUGGAGGCGAGAAAACAAGAGUUACAAGCAGAAAUACAUGAGUAUAAAACUAAAAAACGCGAUCUCUUGAAAGCAAAAGCAAAUAAGGAAAAUCUCCACAGCACAAACUUGAGGUUAUUUUUAGUGGAACUUGGGGUAAUAUGAGCACAGAGCGUGGCUAAAAUAACAAGCCGGGUCUUUAUUUUAUAGGAAUUUGACCAAUAUUAAUACACAUACGGUAUGAUCAAAUAUAGCACUACGUUGAUGCGCUACAAAAACAUUCCGCAGAUACAAAUGUUACGUAUGAAAAAAAGCUAACAAUUUGUGCGAAGAAGAACGCUGAAGCUAGUUUGCCGUGAUAGCUUUUUAUUUCAAGUUACUUUUUCUUUCUCGUGUUACUGGUCACCGUCAGACGGAUUUAUGCACAGAUUAUGUCUAAGAUAAUAUAUUAAAGUUCACAAGGCAACCAGGUGGACAUUCAGACAUGGUUUGAUGCUACUCUAGUUUGAAAGAUUUAAUGAGAAGUUACAAUUUAUAGACCCUAUGAAUUGUAUAACGAGGGUAAGUUUCUAAAGAAACUGUGGUGCCUCGUCGGUGAGAGAGUAU
This is a messenger RNA of Pocillopora damicornis (cauliflower coral), 1162 nucleotides long. RefSeq lists its product as uncharacterized. The record is from RefSeq and is a predicted model, not a curated record. Lineage: Eukaryota; Metazoa; Cnidaria; Anthozoa; Scleractinia; Pocilloporidae.